Messenger RNA from Salvelinus fontinalis (brook trout), 797 nucleotides. RefSeq lists its product as uncharacterized. Bases 9 to 797 code for a protein of 262 amino acids. The record is from RefSeq and is a predicted model, not a curated record. The transcript has a single exon. NCBI's taxonomy places the organism in Eukaryota, Metazoa, Chordata, Actinopteri, Salmoniformes, Salmonidae.
CUGGAGAGAUGGUCCUUCCCGAUAAGAGCUCGGGGCCCAAAAAGGUAUUCGGGAAACGGCCCCAGAGUCUCCCUUCCCCGGCCCUGUGCUGCGCCUGUGGCCUGUGCAUUAUGCUGGCGGGCAUCAACAUCACCCUGGUGGGGGCCUUCGCUUUCAAGUCCUUCAUCCCCACCAGCAACCCACCCAUCGUCAUCGGGCCCCUCCUCCUACUGGUGGCCCUGUCCUUUUUUGGGGCGUGCUGUGUGUUUGGGCGGCGGCCACCAACCCACAAUGCCGGGAAGGCCAAGGGGGACAAGAGCUGGGGUCGGACGCGGAUAGGGGCCGGCGUCACAUUUGAGAUGGAGACGAGCGAGCACACGCUGCAGGACACCACUGCUGUGCAGCUCAGUCCCACCAACUCUCAGAGCUCCUCCCACAAGUCUAGUAACUCCGCCCAUGGGGAUACCCCUGCAGUAGGGGCCUGUGAUCUCGCCAGCUCAGAGGCCUAUGAUAUAGAUGUGAGACCUGAUGACCAGGUCUUGACCUCUGAGGACCAGCUCUUGGCCUCUGAAGACCAGCUCUUGACCUCUGAGGACCAGCUCUUGACCUCUGAGGACCAGCUCUUGACCUCUGAAGACCAGCUCUUGACCUCUGAGGACCAGCUCUUGACCUCUGAAGACCAGCUCUUGACCUCUGAGGACCAGCUCUUGACCUCUGAGGACCAGCUCUUGACCUCUGAGGACCAGGCAUUGACUGCUGAUAUUAAAGAUAAGGGGAGCAUCCAGAUGACGGCACUAUACAAGCCUUGCCCAACAUAA